This is a messenger RNA of Penicillium brevicompactum, 1212 nucleotides long. RefSeq lists its product as uncharacterized. Lineage: Eukaryota; Fungi; Ascomycota; Eurotiomycetes; Eurotiales; Aspergillaceae. The transcript has a single exon. The coding region runs from base 1 to 1212 and encodes 403 amino acids. The record is from RefSeq and is a predicted model, not a curated record.
AUGGCUCAAUCCCCGCCCGCUUUCACCCCGGACACCGAGUUCACCGAGCUGGAAACCCCUCGGGCGCCCCCGAAUGGAAGCCUCUCCAUCACUGCCAUGGCUCGAUUCGAGUUCGAGGCUGGCAGGGCUAACGAUGGUACUAAAAUCUUGAUGGUUGAAUGGGAGGACGACGACCUGACUCGAUCCACAACUGAGGGGUCGUGGCAUAUCUCAUGGACCGGGAAGGAUUCUGUCGUGCCUGCCGAUGAAAGACCGAGUGACAGCCUUCGCCGCUGCUAUUUUUUGCUUCCGCCCAACAGUACGAUUCCGCCUGUUGUUACCUUGUCAUAUGAGCUCCACUCCACAAAUAAAGAACCGAACGAUGCUGCUGCGUCUUCAACUACUACGGCGAAACCCCAGGAUUCUCUGCAACUCAAUCCUCUCCCCGCUAUAUUUCCACCGGAGCUGGGAGCGACAGGUCGCGCAGCUGGCAAGAAGGGUGUACUACAUACGAUUUGGGCAAAGAAGCGACUCCGCGUUCUAGAGAAUGAGAUUGAACAGGAAUCGCGUAACGUGGAGGGAAUCGCGCUGCUUAUGGCAAUCCAAGAAAAGGAAUGGAUCGAGCUGAAUUUCGGAGUCGGGGCACGCGCUAUCGAUUCUGUCACCAGCAGCCAGGACGGGGUUUCACACGACUCCGAAACAUCGUCCUCUGUAUACCCCGCCACGCCAGUGUCUCCAAUCAGCGGCAGAAAGCUGAGCGACAAGCUAAAGGGUCUGAAGUUGCAGACGAGCGGGGAUAUGUCUGGAAAUGGUACUGAUCACUGCAUUCGCCAACAUAUCUCACAAGCUAACCCGAUAGCACCAGGCUCUCACAGCGCGUCUCUGCUUUCUCCCCAAUCGCCUGAUGUUGCUGUCUCGUCAUUUAGCUCGUUCCGCAACGUCGCGCACCGACACAUUCAUAAUAUGCCAACACCAAGCACUAAUCCUACCCCCACCCCAAGCACUCAAACCGAUUUACCUGGCCCUGAAACACUGAAACCAGUGGCUGUUUUCCCACCUGACUUCUUGCAGGAGGCUCAACAGGACCACGGGUUAACAGGGUUCGCGGCAAUGGACGCAUCUGUGGGUACACUGUCCCAUGGUUCGAGCAAUGAUCCCGGCGAAGAGCUGUUUGCGAAAGCAUUGAGCCCACGAUCACCGGAUCUUCCCCGCAGCCCCUUCUCAUUUGCUUGA